AUGUCAACUUUCGAAGAUUAUUUUUCAAUACAAACCUUCCUCAUUGUUUUGAGAGAAACAUUGGAACUGGCUAUCAUUAUAUCAGUACUUUUAGCAUUUGUACAUCAAACAUUCAAGGUCGAAGGCAAUCUCAAGAAGGAAAGAGAAUCAUCUACGCCUCUAAAUGAGUAUAAUAGUACCGAGGACCAAUUAUUAGAAGGUGCAAGCUCAGAAUCUUCCAUAGAUUCAGGGGAGGUGGACAAUGAUGUAAUUUACAGGUUUUUAAAAUUCCAAAUUUGGGUUGGUGGUUUAUUGGGAUUGGUAGUAUGUUUGUUAAUCGGAUCAUUGAUUUUAGCUGUAUUCUAUCUCGUUGGUAGCGAUUUAUGGACCAUUGCAGAACAUUAUUGGGAAGGUACUUUUUCAAUUAUUGCAAGUAUAAUUAUCUCGGUAAUGGGUAUAAAGAUCUUAAGAGUUAAUAAGAUGCAACAAAAAUGGAAGCAUAAGUUAUCUAUUAUUAUCCAAAACUCAGAUUAUGUCAAUAAAGCUAGACGUCAUGGAACUCAAAUAGGUUAUUCUAAGGAAGAGUUUUCUACGAAAUUGGCUUAUUGGUCAGAGAAGUAUUCAAUGCUCUUAUUACCUUUUAUCACCACCUUAAGAGAAGGAUUGGAAGCAAUUGUAUUCAUUGGAGGAAUUGGCAUUAACGAGAAUACCUCCAUUGUAGCAAUUGUUAAUUCAGCCAUUUUUGCAAUCAUACUAGGAACAUUCAUUGGUAUUCUUUUAUAUCGUUCUGGUAAUACUUUAUCAUUACAAUGGUUUUUAAUAUCUUCUACGUGUUUCUUAUACUUAGUUGCUGCUGGUUUGUUUUCCAAAGGAGUUUGGAAUUUUGAAUUACAACAAUUUAUAGAUGCUUGUGAUGGGUUUGAUGUAAGUGAAACAGGUCAUGGUCCGGGUUCUUAUGAUAUAACGAAAAGUGUUUGGCAUGUUGAUUGUUGCAAUGGGGAAUUGCAAGAUGAUGGUCCAUUUUGGAUGAUGUUCACUGCUGUAUUUGGCUGGACCAAUUCUGCAACAUAUGGUAGUGUUUUAAGUUACAAUUUCUAUUGGAUAGUAGUAAUUGCAGUAUUUUCUGCCUUAAUAUUUGAAGAAAAACAUGGUAGAUUACCACUUAUUCCAAUAUCAUGGCAACAAAGAAGAAUUAAGAAGAGACUUAAUCAAUUCCAACCUCUCCCAAAUGUGGAAAUAAGAGAAAGUAUUGACUCUAUUAAUUCUUCGUCACCAUUGAAUAGUUAG
This is a messenger RNA of Scheffersomyces coipomensis, 1266 nucleotides long. RefSeq names its product Fth1p (gene FTH1). Gene Ontology annotation, biological process: iron ion transmembrane transport. Gene Ontology annotation, cellular component: fungal-type vacuole membrane; plasma membrane; high-affinity iron permease complex. Gene Ontology annotation, molecular function: ferrous iron transmembrane transporter activity. The coding region runs from base 1 to 1266 and encodes 421 amino acids. The transcript has a single exon. NCBI's taxonomy places the organism in Eukaryota, Fungi, Ascomycota, Pichiomycetes, Serinales, Debaryomycetaceae. The record is from RefSeq and is a predicted model, not a curated record.